Messenger RNA from Puccinia triticina, 513 nucleotides. RefSeq lists its product as uncharacterized. The record is from RefSeq and is a predicted model, not a curated record. The coding region runs from base 1 to 513 and encodes 170 amino acids. NCBI's taxonomy places the organism in Eukaryota, Fungi, Basidiomycota, Pucciniomycetes, Pucciniales, Pucciniaceae. The transcript has 2 exons.
AUGGCGGAAGCAAAAGUCAGGCUCGGUAAACCGCCUAAUGAUUUCUUUACUCCGAGGACUCCGAAGAACUAUGUGGCAACCCACGUAACACGUUGGAUUCUAGACCCCACGACCCAGUACCCCAUUUUAUCCUCCGAAUCCCAAGAACAAUGGAAAGAUGUUGGUGUCAUUUACAAGAGCCUCAAUGAUCAAGACCGAUUAGAUGUGAGAAAAUACUUGAUAAACAACGGCAUCGUGGGUUCAGUGGAAGACGUAAUCAAUGUCAAACGUUUCGAAUGGCUUAUGGCGCGUGCUAACUGGCCGGUCUGGUGGAACGGAGAGCUCAUUCGGGCGUUGGAUAGUCAAAACCGUCUGCUGCUUCAUGAAGACGUGUGCCUAAGCCGAAUUGGUGACAUUCUUCAAUUCGAAAGAGAAGAAGGCAGUUUCAAAUCCAAAGUUUCAUUAGAACGGAUGGACGGGACCGGUUACUCCUCUCUUUAUUGGACCAAAGCAACACAAACGUUCACGGAAUGA